CAUACUUAUAAUACUUGUAUAAAUGUUCUGUGUAUAAUAAGAAAAGAUUCUUGUAUACUUGGUGAAAUUCUUGUUAAUAUAAUGCCUGACGUGACAAUUAACAAUGUUAUUGUUAAUUUUCCUUUCAAACCGUAUUCUGUUCAAGAAGAUUAUAUGGCAAAAGUGAUAGAAUGCCUUCAGAAUAGCAAAAAUGGGGUUUUAGAAUCUCCAACUGGUACAGGGAAAACAUUGUGCCUCUUAUGUUCCUCCUUAAGUUGGUUAUUAAUGAAGAAAGCUCAACUGCAAGCACAAGCAAUUGUAAGUGCAAUAGAGAAACCAAAUUUUGGAGGACAUUUCUUUAACAAGUUAAAUAAUGAACUUAAAGGAGCUACAGGUGAUUUAGAUCCUCCCAUCAAUUUUAUUUGGGCUGCACCAAAAAUAAUCUAUGCAUCUAGAACACAUUCUCAACUUUCACAAGCAAUGCAGGAGUUGAAAAGAAGUGCUUAUAAACAUACUAGUACCGCUGUAUUAGGAUCCAGGGAUCAACUUUGUAUUCACCCAGAAGUAUCCAAAGAGACUAAUAGUUCCAAUAAAAUACAUAUGUGUCAUUCUAAAAUAAAAUCUAGAACAUGUUUUUAUUAUAAUAAUGUUGAAACAAGGAAAGAAGAUCCUUUUUUUAAACAGGAAGUAUUAGAUAUAGAGGAUUUAGUAAAAGCUGGACAGAAAUUCAAGUGUUGCCCAUACUUUUUAUCUAAGGAACUUAAGCAGACUGCAGAUAUAACUUUUUUACCAUACAAUUAUAUAUUAGAUCCAAAAGCAAGAAGAUCCCAAGGCAUAGAUUUGCAGAAUAGUAUCAUUCUUUUAGAUGAAGCACACAAUAUUGAGAAAACUUGUGAAGAAGCAGCAUCAUUCCAGAUAUCUAGCACAGAUAUUGCAAUGUGUAUUGAUGAAAUAACAGCAGUAAUGGAAGAGAUGGCUCAUAGUAUACAAAAGGAAAAUGACUUUUUAAUGGAAAAUUCUGGGAAUGUACAAAAAGAUUUUACUGCGGAUGAUUUAUGUAUUUUAAAAGCUAUGUUUUUAGAAGUGGAGAAAGCUAUUGACUCUAUAAAAAUCAUAAAACAUAAAGAAGGAGACACGCUUCCUGGUGGCUAUAUUUUUGAAUUACUUGAAAAAGCUCAAUUAACGCAUGGUAAGGAACAACUAGUAAUAGAGAAACUAGAAAAGAUUGUUCUUUAUUUAACAACU
This is a messenger RNA of Dufourea novaeangliae, 1224 nucleotides long. Its product is annotated as regulator of telomere elongation helicase 1 homolog. NCBI's taxonomy places the organism in Eukaryota, Metazoa, Arthropoda, Insecta, Hymenoptera, Halictidae. The annotation marks the transcript as partial. Gene Ontology annotation, molecular function: DNA helicase activity; hydrolase activity, acting on acid anhydrides, in phosphorus-containing anhydrides; DNA binding. Gene Ontology annotation, cellular component: nucleus. Gene Ontology annotation, biological process: negative regulation of DNA recombination; telomeric loop disassembly; regulation of double-strand break repair via homologous recombination. The transcript has 5 exons. The record is from RefSeq and is a predicted model, not a curated record.